AUGAAUUCGUUUAAUAAAUUGGAACCGUACACUUUCGACAGCUUUUAUUCAGCUUUACAGCCGAUAUAUCCUACCGGUUACCGCGCCAACGCGUAUUCCCAGCGCGUCCCGAUUGUGCCUUCUUAUCCCUCCCGUGUCCCGACCGCCCCCCUUUUCAAUCACAAUCAAUCGCAAUCAGGUUCGCAUUGGCAUAAAUCAAAUUUAACAAGGCAUAGAUCUCUAUCAGAUUUUACCGAGCAUGAAAAUUCAUAUAAUUAUCCUUGGUUAGAAUUUGCGACUCCUCAACAAAAUUUACCAUUGUGGAAUGAAAAUUUUCCCACAUCGACCAGAUUCGACACGGCUUACACGGUUCCAUCAUAUCAGAGCAGCCUUUAUUCAUAUACGACUCCCCUAACGCAAUCAUCAUCCCUUGCACAUUAUGGGUCGAACAGUUUAAAAACCGAAUUGCAAGGAUUAAAUUUAAAAGGUUUAGAUUAUUUUUGUAAAAAUAAUUUGAUGGAUGGUUGUAAUUCAGAAAAUAUUCAAUGGCCGAAAACCCCGAGUUCGAGUUCGGAAUCGACGACGACAACCACAUCCGAAUUAGGAUCGGUUUUGAAUUUAGAUAAUAGUAAUUUAUUAUCAAAUUACCCUGUUUUUCCUUGUGAUCCGACGGGGCCAACGACAGAAUUAAAUAGAACAUCGGGAAAGAUGAAUUCAUCAACUUCCUGUCACGGAUACGCUCACAAAUCAACCGAUAGAACAACAGAGAGGCCACAGCUAGGUCAUAUAGCACCGCGACAACUUCCAGCAGAUUCAGCUGAAAUAGACAGAAUAAUGGCAAAAAUCGAACAAGAUAAUCGAGUGUUAGCUGAAUUAGAUAAAACAAGAGCAACAGUCGGAAGACUUGAAGGGAUACUGUCGGGAGGCAGAAAUCGCCUCCUCCCAAAAGCAGGAAAUCGAGCAGUUCACUGGAAUCUAUCAAGUACAAGAUCAAAAGAAUCUGAUAUCUCGAAACGUUGUGAUGCCAUUGUUUAA
Pediculus humanus corporis (human body louse) is the source of this 1014-nucleotide messenger RNA. RefSeq lists its product as uncharacterized. The record is from RefSeq and is a predicted model, not a curated record. Bases 1 to 1014 code for a protein of 337 amino acids. Lineage: Eukaryota; Metazoa; Arthropoda; Insecta; Psocodea; Pediculidae. The transcript is spliced from 7 exons.